UUUUUUACUGUUGUUUAUGAUUAUUUAGUUUAGGAAUUAGGACAUAAUAUAUGAAUUUUAUAUUCUAAUUCUGAAUUCUCGAUAUUUUAUUGGUCUUGAUGAAUUAUGAUCCUAAAUCAUUAUUAAUUGUAUAAUAUUACGGUCAGAAAUGUUCAAUAUGAUGCCGAUCCUUAUGAAGCGUAUAAAAAGUCAGCGGCAAGAUAGGGAGAAAUUACGAAAUGGAAAUAUUCCUCAAUUUGAAUGCUGUAGGACCUGCUUGUCAGUUGAAAAUCUUAAUAAUAUUUUUAACUCCAAAGCGUUAAUAAUUAAACGUAUGCAACAACUUGAGUUAAUCACUGGAUUGCAGAUUAAAUAUAAUGAUGGACUUUCUCAAAAAAUGUGUACAAGAUGCUUAGCUAUGAUGAAAAAUGCAUUGCAUUUUCGACUGAUAAGUUUUAAAGCUCAAAAAUCACUUCUUGAAAUAAGGCAGAAAUACAACAAUUCUGAAGAUAAUAAACAUGUUAUGAAAAUUGAGAGAAAUAAUGAUAAUCUUAAUCAGGAAAUAGAUGAGUCUAAUAAAAGUAUCAAUGAUAAUGUAUCAAGAAAAGAUGUUAAUAAGUCAUCUUGUCUUCUACAUAAGAUAUCUAAUAGCAUAAAGAGACCAAUGAAGAGAAAAAGACUUUUCAUACCGGAUGCUGGUUCAUACACUUGCCCAGUUUGUAAUAUUGUGUUAACAAGAAAACCAUCUUUCUUACAGCAUCUAAGGUACCACUAUCACCCGCAAGUCUGUGAGAUGUGUGGUAAGCAAUGUAGAUCAAAGUCAUCAUUACAAUCUCACAAGCAAGCUAUGCAUGGCUUUGAUAAAAUAUUUAAAUGCAAACAGUGUGACAAGAGUUUUGCUUACAAGGAUGCUUACCGGAUUCACGUCCGAACGCAUACCGGCGAAAAGCCGUACAUUUGCGACAUUUGCGGGGCUAGAUUCCACAGACGCGGGACUUUUGUUCAGCAUUUGGGAGUACAUAAUCCAGAAAAUACUGUGCAAUGCGAAUUAUGUCCUGCGCGCGUUAAAUCUAUAAAAUUUCUCCACGCACACAAAAAUAGAGUACAUUCGGGGCGGCGGUAUCGCUACAUUUGCCCAAUAUGUGAUCGACAAUUUCGGAUACCCGCAAAUGUUAGGAAACACGCAUGGAAAGUUCACGAAGUUGCAGAAAAUGAUUUGGGAACUAUUGUUAGGAUUAAUACAUUUCUUCAGGACCCCUAGCACAAACAAACACAUCGAAUAUUUGGUCAAAAUAAUUUUACAUUUGGCAACUUGAGCGCUCUGUGGAUGUAUUUAGGAUUUUUAAACGAGAGAAAAUCGCUUUACGACUAACUUGACCCACUAAAGACAAAAGUUUUUGUAUGUAAAUAACAUUUGCCUAUACUGCCGUAACGUUAGUGGUCCUCUCCUGUUGCAAAAUGAUUUUAUUAAGACUUAAGUUAUAAAAUAAUUACCUAAUUAUAACCGAUAUCCGAGUCGAAACACUAUUCCGACUAUUAAAUAUGUAACAUUAUGUAUCACAUUGUCAAUUGCGAAAUUCGAUAGUCUGUGAGGCGAACGUUGUGUGUGUGUGUGUGUCUGUGUGUGUGUGUGUGUGUCACGCGCCGGCCAACAUUCUGCACAGACUUUUAGUAUGAAUAACUUAAGUGUGUAAUAAUUUGAAAGAUCCCCCUCAUAAACCGGUAUUUUACAAAAGUGGCAGUGUUGCACCGUUGAUUUAUAGUACAAACCAAAAAAAAUGUAGAUUUAAUAAUAAUGUAAUAUUAGAUUUUAAUAUUUUUUUAUAAACAUGACCUAAUAACUCUAGUCAUUGUUUCUUGUCAUUAAGUUCAUACACAGAUAUUGUCUAUUGGUUUUUACCGAUGUAAUUUUUUAUGGUAUUAAAAUUAUUAAUUAGAAUCUCGUAUACAAAAAAGUAUAUAAAGUAAUUUCAAGAUAUGUCCAUAAAUU
Molecule: messenger RNA, 1969 nt
Organism: Pieris napi
Lineage: Eukaryota; Metazoa; Arthropoda; Insecta; Lepidoptera; Pieridae
Product: zinc finger protein 62 homolog
Exons: 6
Coding region: 149-1240 (363 amino acids)
Biological process (GO): regulation of transcription by RNA polymerase II
Cellular component (GO): chromosome; nucleus
Molecular function (GO): chromatin insulator sequence binding; DNA-binding transcription factor activity, RNA polymerase II-specific; RNA polymerase II cis-regulatory region sequence-specific DNA binding
Source: RefSeq, a predicted model, not a curated record